Aedes albopictus (Asian tiger mosquito) is the source of this 6631-nucleotide messenger RNA. RefSeq lists its product as uncharacterized. The record is from RefSeq and is a predicted model, not a curated record. Gene Ontology annotation, cellular component: nucleus. Gene Ontology annotation, biological process: regulation of transcription by RNA polymerase II. Lineage: Eukaryota; Metazoa; Arthropoda; Insecta; Diptera; Culicidae. Gene Ontology annotation, molecular function: protein dimerization activity; RNA polymerase II cis-regulatory region sequence-specific DNA binding; DNA-binding transcription factor activity, RNA polymerase II-specific. The transcript has 14 exons. The coding region runs from base 1456 to 5862 and encodes 1468 amino acids.
AGGAGGCUUCCUAUACGUGCCUACCACUGCACCGGGCAGUUUAAUGCUAUUAUCCAUUUGUUAGGAUCGAACAAUAGUUCAAUGGGAUGCUGCGCGCUGCCAGAGCACUAUCGAUACAGCCAGUGAAGACGCUGCCGUGUGAUGUGAGAUCUAGCAAACAGCAUAAAUAGCAUUCAUAAACGGCGAUUCUGGGCAUUUUGUAAGUGAAAACCUUAGGAGUAGGAUUGUUGUGAUUCUAGGCGCAGUGAAAGUGAGUAAUGCAAUUUAUUAAGUUAUUGCAAUUGAGUUCAAUAGUGCAAUCUGCUUCACCGAAGAUGCAUUCUGGAAACCCCUGGUCUAGUAGAAGCGGCAUAGUUGGUGCUGCUGGUGGUAUAGCAACCGGGUGUGGAGGAGUGGUUCAGCGACGAGUGUAGUGAUAUAACGUCAUCGUUAGGAGUGGAUCGCAGUGCUAAAGCGAGCCCUUUUUUCCGACAGAUACCUAGUGAACUUUUUUGGGUGAUACUACGUUGACCAAUGUCCAGAACGGUUUGGAUAAACGCAUAGAGCUUCAAGGUCGCGCCAAUUACGAACGUUCAAACUGGAACAGGAAUGUGUGUUAUAAAUAGCCAGCAGUGGAAAAUUACUGAGGACUGAGGAUCGGUACUGAAAAAGAUUGCAUUUCUCAAAGUGAAGGAGAAAGAGAUACCUAUCGCGUUCAGUUCAGAUCGAGAUCAGCUGUGUUCGCGCGUGCAAGUGUUGUUGUGUUGCGUCGCUCGUGUUCUGGGGGGAAAAAAUCAUCGAUCAUGGUUCUGCAGUGGUAAAGCCGGGCUCUUCCUUCGAUAACUAUGGCCAACCGGUCCUCGUUCGGAUACAUAACUUUUAUUGUGACCUGUAUGUGCAGUCGUUAAACUUUAGUCUCACGUUCCAUAGUGGAUGUUCUAUAUCGUUUAUCAGUUCAACGCAGAUCGGUGUGUAGCAUCUCGCGGCAAGACAAAAACUCGUGCGAUUAGAUAGAUAGGCUGUGUGCUGUAUCAUGUGUGCGCCAAAAGUGUGAAUUGUUUAAACAUUCCGGAACGUACUAUAACGGGAAGAGAAUAUCGGACCAGUUGGAUGAAAGCCUCCCCCGAUAAGUAUGGAUGUGUGAUAGUAGUGCAGUGUGGGCCAGGCUAGCGACCAACCCCCAACCAGCGAGCAAACCAGCCAGCACCAGUGCGCGAAGAUCGUCGCUGUGGCACCAACAACCACUUGGUAUUUCUCUCGGUGGACGCGUCGUCGCGUGGUCGGGUGUGCCUGUGUAUAGUACCGUCUCGAUGUUUACAAUUUUCGCCGCGCGUUAGAAGCCCUUCAAUGACGCCGGCAUAUGGGUGGUGUUAUUUAUAAGCAAUUGAAAGAGUGAUUUUUUGCGCAAAGUGCAACAAGUUGUGUUACUGUUUUUGGUUGUAUUGUAAGAGCCGGCUCAGAAUAGCGUUCCAAGUAAUGACCCCGGGUCGCACGAUUAGGAUGGAUCGGAGCGGUGUAAUUGGCGCCGGGCUUAAUGCUGGCGCCAGCACUAGCAGCGAACAGCGUAAGAAAACCGGAGAAACUAUCCACUCCGGACAGUUUAUGGUUUCCCAUUUCGAAACGGAAGGCCAGGAGGACGAAGAUGACGACGAUUUGGGGAUGCAAGUGGUGGUCGAAGAUGUCAAGCCGGCCAUCGUUGAUACCGUCAUUUCAAACAUCAUCUCAAAGCGGAAUCCGGAGCUGUCGAUGCAUAGUGCUGCCAACUUGAUAGGCAGCAGUUCUAAUGCAGUUGCGCCGCUGAGGAGUGGCUCGACUGGGAUGGAACUGAUCAAAUAUGCACAAAAACGGCAGCCGCUGCAGCUGACCGGCCGUUACACCUCGUCUCAGGUGGAGAUCGAUACGGACCUGUCGACGGUGUUCAAUACGCUCAACGUCACCUACACACAAAAGCUAACAUCGCCAAAAUGGAACCCCUUCAAAGGCAUCCGACUGCGGUGGAAGGAAAAAAUUCGGCUGAACAACGUUAUCUGGAGAUGUUGGCACAUGCAAUUUAUUAUGAAACGAAAAACUCUAGUCUGUCAAUUUGCAUCUCCAUUAGACGUAGACGUACACAACACGCCUCAGGCAAUCCUACUCGAAGGAAAAUAUUGGAAGCGAAAGUGCAACGUUAUAAAGGCUGAGUACAAAAAAUGGCGCCGGUUUUACGUGAACAAGGCGCUCGGUGCUAACAACAUUGUAGAUACGACUAGCGAGCUAGAUUUUUUUGAAUGGUCACCUCACAGCAGCGAACCACUGUUUAUGAUUACAGAUAGUAUGCCGACUGAUACUCUUUUUUCCACUUUAUCACAAUAUCCGUUCCCAGAUUCCAGAGAGAUAGCACGUGGUGCUGGCCGAGCGGAUUUCAUCCAACCAAGUCUUGGACCGCUGCAACCAAAUUUCGACGAUUUGAUGGACCUUGAUUUGGACUUCCUCAACUUUCAGCGAUUGGCACCGGUUCCAGAGGAAGCUUCCGAGGAUAUACUUAGAGCUAUUGAGUACAGUUACCCUGGAGGUUCGAAUCAAAUAAGCAGUGGUAGUAGCAUCCAAGAGAUUACCGACUCCCCGGAAGGCAGCAAUCAGCAACCUUCACCACAGCUAGUACCUACGAGGACGGCUGGUAGUAACAGUUCUGUGAUAACCGGCCCUGGGACUUCCGCUGGCAUCAGUCAGCAACAACAGUCAUCAGUGUCAUCUAUUAUAGCGCCAAGCACAAUACAAUACUCCGCAAAAGUUUUCGCCCAAGGUGUCUCCGACAGCGCUGCGUCAGCAUCAUCAGUGAUAACUGUGCAACAGCAGCAACUGAACAGCGCAUUAGGCAAUUUUUUAGGUGUGCAGUUUGGCCAGCAGCCGGCCAUUGUUGUAAAUAACGUUCCUCUGGUGGGCUCUAUCAGUGAAAGUUCGAGAUCUUCUCCAGGUUCCUCUGACGAUAUCACCAAAGAUACCAAACCAAGGUUAUCGCGAUCUUUUCCUAGGCUUUUGGGUCGAGAGCCACACAACUACGAUAAAUGCCCGCCGACUACACAUCAGACUAUGGCAUAUAACAUUGUGUCGCAACCACAAAUGGACCCAAACAUGCAUAAUAACGCCUAUCCCGUCUACCAAGUUCCGCAUAGUGGCAUCAUCCAAAUGCCCGCAGUGCCCGACAAUCAAAAUUUAAUGAACUACAACUUACAGCAAACGCAACCCAUCAAUCCAGCUGCUAACGCUAUGAAUCUGACGAGCAGUUCCACCUCGGGUCUCGGUAACCAAAACCUCUUGAUGCAGAAUAUGAAUUCGAAGCUCCUAACCCACAGUCAAUCACUUCCAACGCAAAACCAGCCAGCCAACCAGAAACCGCAACCACGGUCGAUAUCAAUGCCAACUGCACAAAACUAUCCUCCUCCCCCUAUGAUGGUUCCGCAAGCGUUGCCUCCUCCCGGAAGUAUGAUGCACCAACCCCAACAGGACGUCUACAAAGGAUCGCUUCAUCCUCAAACCUCAAGUUACAAGUCCUACCAUGGUCACCAACCGCAACCGUACAAAAUUCCUUCCCAGAACCCGUUAUCUUAUGGCGGCUCUGGGCGUAGCAUGCGGCAUUCAUCGCCACCUCAUGGCCUCCAGCACCAGCAGCAGCAAAGUGGAAUGGGAAUGAGCCAACAGCCAUCCAUAGAGCAGUCGCACCAGCAGCUACAAGAUCUCCAGCAACAGCAGUCUUCAUCUCAGUCACCGCAUCAAAAGCGGACAUCACCGCAUCCAGUCAAAGAAAUGUUUCGCUCAAACAGCCUGCCCAUCAAUGCAACAUUCCCGUUGCCACCGAAGGAAGAGAAUUUCGCUGUCCCUCGGUAUCAGGCUAAACCAAGUCCCAAGCUGAGGAUGCGCAGCAAUUCAAUGGUCAUAAAACAGCCCGGCGGUAGCGGGAGUCCAGUAGCAUCGACAAGUGGAACAAACAUGGUUCCCGGUCCCAGUCUACAUGCUACUUCCAGCGAACCCGCGUUAAACAUGAAUAACAGUGCAUUGUUGGCGCAAUUGUUACAACCCACCAAUACGAGUACCUCAUUUAAUGUUAAGCAACAACCAACAACUUCGUGUGCCAUAAGUAACUUACAAACGUCGCAACAACAAUCUCAUCCAACAAUUGCUCAACAACCCCAUCAACAUCAACAUCAACACCAGCAACAUCAUCAACAACUUCAACUUCAACAACAACAACAAAAGCUUCAGCAACAACAGCAGAUUCAACAGCAACAACAACAGCUUCAACAACAACAACAACAACAACAACAACAACAACAACAACAACAACAACAGAUUCAACAACAACAACAACAACAACAACAACAACAACAACAACAACAACAACAACAACAACAACAACAACAACAACAACAACAGCAGCAACAACAACAACAACAACAACAACAUCAGCAACAGCCUGUCUACCAACAACAAUCUCCCAUGGCUAGUGCGUCUUUUGAUGCCUCCAAGCUGCGCUUUUGCAAACAUGUACAAAGCCCUCAGCAGCAGCAUUCUCCGAGCAGUACGCCACAUAAUUCGGUGCUGUCGUUUGCCUCCACUUCCUACACUAGCAUUUCCACUUCAAACCAAAGCAUGUCGACGUUCGACAGUGACACUCCGAUGUCUUCUGCAUCACACGAAGCCAGUUUGUGUAGCCCAUCUACUAGUCGCGGCAACCCAUCCACUAGCGCCGGUAUAGGGGCCAAAUUUCACCGAAGCGAAAAUCAGCGCCGAUCUGGUCACAUUCAUGCCGAGCAGAAGCGCCGGUACAACAUCAAAAACGGAUUCGACAUGCUGCAUUCGCUCAUUCCUAAGCUGCAGCAGAGUUCAAAUACUAAGCUGAGCAAGGCCGCAUUGCUGCACAAGGGUGCCGAGUACAUCAAAGAGCUGCGCCUCGAACGGGAGGCUAUCAUCGAGAUGAUGGAUACUCUUCGCCGGGAAAUCGAAGUGCUGAACAACUCCUUGAGCAACCUGCAAGCAUCGCUACCGGCCAGUGGCGCUCCAAUUUCACGCCAGAGGACGAGUCGCGUAAGAGACCUCUACCACGAAUACGUCAGGCACCGCACUAAUGAUAACUGGAAGUUCUGGGUUUUUGGUUUGCUAUUCGAACCACUGUUGAACACCUUCAACCAAACGGUGUCCGUUGCUAGUCUGGAUGAAAUGUGUCGGACCAGCCAACUGUGGGUAGAUCAGCAUUGCUCCCUCGUGGAAUUGAGACCGGCGUUCUCAAACAAGUUUCGCCACCUGUCAACGACGACAGACAUCCUGUCCGAACCACCAACGACUCUACGGGAAGAAGCGCUGAAGGCUAUCGCUUACAGUACUAGUGGUAAUUCGAAUCAAAACGGGGUUAACUUUCCGCGUCCAAGUACUAGUAGGUUUGCGGGUCCAAGCACUAGUAGUUUCGCGGGUCCAAGCACUAGUAGUUUCGCGGGACCAAGCACUAGUAGUUUCGCGGGUCCAAGCACUAGUAGUUUCGCGGGUCCAAGCAGUAGUGGCUUUCCGGGUCCCAGCACUAGUGGCUUCCAGGGUCCAAGUAGUAGUGGCUUCCAGGGUCCUAGCAGUAGUGGCUUUCCGGGUCCCAGCAGUAGUGGUUUUCCGGGCUCAAGCAGUAGAAGUACUCCGGGCCCAAGCAGUAGAAGCACUCCGGGCCCAAGUAGUAGUUUUGCGGGUCCAAGCGGUAGUAAUACUCCGUACCCAAGCGGUAGUAAUACUCCGGGUCCAAGCGGUAGUAGUACUCCGGGUCCGAGCAGAAGCAGUGCUCCGGGCCAAAGCGGUAGCAGUACUCCAGGUCCAAGCAGUGGUAGCAACACAAAUAGCCCCAAUCCAUCGUUUGGUGGCUUCAUGUAAGUCUGACUACAAAUUGUGAAAAAAUUGGCAUUGUAUUGACCAUCAUUUUAAUAAAUGAGAUUAUUGAGGUGAAAGAUAUCUGUGUGCCUUAGGAAGAAAAAUAAAUUUCUCCGAUUCGAAAAAAAUGUGAAUGAACCUCAAGAUAUGCGUAUGUGUGUGUGUUGCCGUCACAAUUUUCAUUGUUACCUGAGAUUAAAUUAUGUGACCAUUGAUUUCCACUAUCCGUGUUGCACAAGCAUCUGCAAGUUUUACUUACUACAGCACUUUUAUAACGUUUCAUGCGAUUCGAUUAACCGCCUACAGAUAGCAUUUGCUUCCGAUGAGCAUAGAUACUAGCUUCCAUCCGUCGAAUAGUUUUGUCCGAUGCUUACCAUUUUUUGGAACUUUAAUUUCAUGUCGUACAUAUCCUAGCUUUGAGUCGUAGAGAAUAAAAUUCUAAAUUUUAGCCAUACAUUUAAGUUAAACUAAGCUCGAAACGGGGACUGACAAGCAGUCGUCAUUUGUUAUGCAACCUGCAGAUAUUUGAGUGUGUAUAAUUGAGAUAAUGUAAUAAAGCGAAUUUAGUACAUAAUUAUGUCCGCUGUAAAAGUUACAGAGUGGGCUAAAAUAGUCACAAAGAGUGUUGCAGAAAUAGAUUUUACUACUGUUAUGUUUUUAACUUUUUUUUGUUUCAGAGAAUAACGAUUCAUAUUAAAAAUAUUACACUAGUUGUUAGAUGCCUAAGUAUAUAACAACAGAAAAAUAUAUUUUUGUGAAGAUUUUGAAAUAA